Molecule: messenger RNA, 2256 nt
Organism: Humulus lupulus (European hop)
Lineage: Eukaryota; Viridiplantae; Streptophyta; Magnoliopsida; Rosales; Cannabaceae
Product: protein-tyrosine sulfotransferase-like
Exons: 16
Coding region: 358-1434 (358 amino acids)
Cellular component (GO): membrane
Molecular function (GO): heparan sulfate 6-sulfotransferase activity
Source: RefSeq, a predicted model, not a curated record
CCCGCCUAUAAUAAAAGUUAUGUUUUUUCGUGUAAUGAACGUACCUUCCGACAUUUUCUUUAUUCUUUAAGCAAAAGCUUGAACCACCUCCAUCUUCACCUUCUUCUUCUUCUACUGGUUCUGGAUCUUCCUCUGUCUUCAUUCUCCUGCUAGGGUUUCAUUUUCUCUUUGGUAUUUAUGCUCAAUGUUCUAUUGUUUCGACCUGUACUAAUCCUUCUCAAGCUUUGAAUUAGUUUUGGAAGGAUCGACAAUGGUGGAUUCUGGACCAGUAACGCCUGGGCAGAUAUGUGUAUAUACAUUUUUGGUUUGUAAUCUUAACAUCCAUGUUCUAAUAUUUCACUGAGGAAUAACGUCUAUAUGGAUCCUGCUCAGAAGUUCUCCUUGCUGCUGUUAUUUCUUGGAUUGGUCUGUGUAUUAGCGAGCGCCUCUUCUCUUAAGUAUGAUUUUGGGCAUUGCAAAAGAGUUGUCAAGGAAUGGGCUUUUUCUUCUCUUGAAGAAGAAAUCAAAGCAGACAAACACACAUUAAGGGAUUUGCUGUUCUUCCUGCACGUCCCUAGAACAGGAGGACGGACAUAUUUUCAUUGUUUUUUGAGAAAGUUGUAUCCUAACUCUUUGGAGUGCCCCCGAUCUUAUGAUAAACUGCGAUUUGAUCCAAGAAAGUGCAAAUGCAGGUUUCUGGUUACUCAUGAUGACUACAGCAUGGUAUCCAAACUUGCAAAGCAGAGCACGUUAGUAGUGACAAUACUCAGGGAUCCAGUUGACCGUGUCUUUAGUACUUAUGAAUUUUCAAUAGAAGUAGCAGCUAGGUUUUUGGUGCAUCCUAAUUUAACUUCUGCAACACAAAUGGCUAAACGAUUGUGUGCUAAAACAACUGGUGUAAGCAUACUGGAUAUAUGGCCCUGGAAAUAUUUGGUUCCAUGGAUGAGGGAAGACCUUUUUGCUUGUAGAGAUACUAGAAAGCAUAGGGGCUUAAAUGACAUCAUGAGUAGUGACCCAUAUGACACGCCGGAGAUUGCUAUGCCAUUGCAUGAGUACAUUCAUGAUCCUAUUGCUCAUGACAUAGUUCACAAUGGAGCAACAUUUCAGGUUGCAGGUUUGACAAACAACUCCUAUACUCCAGAAUCACAUUUUGUGCGCCAUUGUGUGCAAAAGUACAAGGUUCUUGGUCAUCAUGUGCUUCAAGUAGCAAAGAAAAGAUUAGAUGAUAUGUUAUAUAUUGGUCUUACUGAAGAACACAGAAAAUCUGCAACCAUGUUUGCAAAUGUAGUUGGUUCGCAAGUGAUUUCCCAGCUCAGAGCAUCAAGUUCAAAAACAAAGGGAAGUGCUGGCAGGAAAUCAGGUGGUUCUAAGGAUACAUUGGAAGAUCGUGAAGAAAAUAGAAGAUUGGUUCAGUUUCUUGAUAAUACUCUGCGACAGAGAGGAUACAAGAGUUAGAGAAACUGAAGGAAGGACUCUUAAUUCCGCUGCGUAUACUGCUGCUUUUAGAAUCUCAAUCAUGCAGUUUACUACACAAAAAAUCCCUUCUUGCAACACAUAAGGAGCGCCUAGCAACCUUGAAGGAAACGGGAGUUUCAAGCUGUGUGAAAGAAGUAGUCAUUGGAUUUAUGAUGGCUCCAACAUAUCAUCCAGCAAUGAAGCUUGUCCGCUCAGUCAGGAAAAAGCUGAAAGUAAAAAUUGUAUUUAAUAUAUUGGGCCCUAUGUUAAACCCAGCAAGAGUACUGUAUGCUGUUGUGGGUGUCUAUGCAGAAGAAUUGAGGCAAAAUCUGGUCAAAGGGAAUAUGCAACUCUUUUCAGUGAAACAACAGAGAAGGCAAGCUCUGGAAGCUCAUGCUGCUGCUUUUGCACAAUUUAAAGUUCCAGGGAAUGAGAAUCCUUCUACUCAUUUCCUUUGCAACAAAGACUUUUAAUGCUAGCCAAAUUACAUCAAAGUUGCAUGUUAUAGAGCUUGGUGCCCAACCAGCAGGAAAACCUUAUUUUACAAAGAAACAAGCAGAUCUUUUCUUUCCUCCAGAUUUUAUGUGACAAGCGAAAUAGAAAAAUGAUAUUUAAUUUUGAAGGCUUUGUGUUGGGCAGCUGUAGAAUAUUUUGUGCUGAAAGUAGUAACUUUUCAAUAUGUUGAAUAUUUAAGACUACUUGAAUACUUAAAGAACAUUUUGUUGUUGAUGACAAUGUUGAAUGUUUUAAACCAAUUUGUAGAUUGUUAAUACAAUGUUGAAUGUUUUUAUUUUUUGUUAUUUGAAAAUCAAGUUCAUUUGA